Messenger RNA from Oppiella nova, 411 nucleotides. The record is from the annotation of a GenBank genome assembly. NCBI's taxonomy places the organism in Eukaryota, Metazoa, Arthropoda, Arachnida, Sarcoptiformes, Oppiidae.
AUGUCAACUGGACAUAACUUAUUGUUUGUGACAUUUGAUGAUAUCGUGUAUGGAUUGGGAUCUAAUAUUGAGGGUAAGCUCGGUGGACUUGACUUUGUAUUGGCUGUCAAUACGGAUAAUAAUGUGAUAUUCAGUUUCGGUCCCAAUAAUUGGGGACAAUUGGGACGGCAUGUGGUUAUGGAUAAGAAUUGUUUAGAUAUAUUACGACAUUUGGUGUUCAAUGAAAUCAAACAAAGACAUGACUCAGAAAUUGUCGGCAAAUCUGAAACUCACGAUAAGUUGAAUAAUUCAAUAUUUGAAAAGUCAUUUGAUGUAAUAAAUGAGCUUGGUGAGGGUGGCUAUGGACAGGAUUGACAGAAAAACAGAAACAAAAUGUUUUGAAUGAAACGCAAAAUCUUGUUAAACUUCGGU